AUGCGAAACUCGCUCAGCCUUCUCGAUAAAUCUAAACGGCGGUUGUUCAGGGAUGCUUUAAAGGAGGUUAAUGAUCAGCCUAAACAUCUAUCGCCCACGAAUCACUCCGAAGAUGCUUGGGAUGGCGACGAGCAUCCACACCACACAACACUCCGUAUGCUAAUCGACUCCCGUAAACCUCUCAGAGACGGCAGAAAGGAUCAUUAUGGUGAUUCAAAGCUCAAAACCGUACAGCAGCCACUAUCCCCCACAGACAACCUGAUCCCUUCAGACCCCAACUUCAUGCCGUGGGAUGCUGAGUUCGUGCAACCCUCCCAUGCUUCACGCAGUAAACAGCCGUCUAUCUACAGAGCCCGCAAUCUCCAGUCGCAGGCGCGCCAGAAAUUACAAUCCCUUAACCCCGACUCCAAGACAAAGGCGUUGAUUCGUGAUACAAAGAAAUCCAAAGACAGACAGCGUCGUCUGGUCAAUGCGCGGGAUGGCGCAAUUGAUUACUCGUUGACGGGCAGUCUCGACGACAUACAGAACAACGAGCACCAACAAUCGCAGUUCCGCCCUCGCCCUCAGUCUCUAGAGGGAUGGCAGUCGCUUGUGGAGGUGCAGAUUCAACGCGCUCAGCGGCAAGGUCAGUUUAACAAUCUUCCAGGAAAAGGUGAACCGCUCGGGAGCGUGUCGGAAGGAAACCCCUUCAUUGAUCGCGAGGAGUUCCUCAUGAAUAGACUUAUCAGUAGACAGGGCGCUGUGCCUGCGUUCGUCGAGUUACAGAUGUUGAUGGAGGGCGAGGUGACGUCAUUGAGAAAUUAUCUGCGUGAGGAGUACACAAAGAGAUGGAGGUAUACUGGGCGCAUAACAGCAAAUGACUGCAAAAGCGACCAUGCUCCUACGCAUACACCCACGUACGUACCCCGCGAUAGAGAUUGGGAACAGCGUCAGCAAUCGUAUCACAUGAUUUUGUUGGAUCGCGUGAACGGUGCGAUCAAAUCAUAUAACGCAAUAGCACCACCAUCUACUCGCAGAGGCUUGCUGCUGCUUGAUAGUGAGCUUCAGCGCGCGAGAGAAGCUGCUGUGACGCCAUCACCGCACCAUCAUCAUCAUCACACUCCGCCAGAACAGUCGCCGAGGAGACCGCAUGGAAAAGCCAGCGCACUAAUGGGAAAGCUUCGCGAAAUAUUCGGGGGUCUAUAG
This is a messenger RNA of Wallemia ichthyophaga EXF-994, 1185 nucleotides long. RefSeq lists its product as uncharacterized. The record is from RefSeq and is a predicted model, not a curated record. NCBI's taxonomy places the organism in Eukaryota, Fungi, Basidiomycota, Wallemiomycetes, Wallemiales, Wallemiaceae. The coding region runs from base 1 to 1185 and encodes 394 amino acids. The transcript has a single exon.